AUGUUAAGAAUGGAUUACAUGGAAAAUAGAAAGUUCAGAAAAUAUAUAGUGUAUUUUUUAAUAGUAUCAUGUAUGCUGAUUUUCUGGAAAGUGAUUACAAUGGAUAAUGUUAAUGAUCCCAGGGAAAUAGAGAUUAAAGACAAGAUAAGGGAAUACCAGUACAAAUUGCACCUAACACCUCCACAAGUGAAAUUAUUAGAAAUGCUUGAGAAGGGUCAGAAUGUAGAUGACAUACCAACUAUAUAUGCUAUCACUCCUACAUAUUACAGAUAUCUUCAAAAGGCAGAACUAACCAGAAUCUCGCAAAUGCUGAUGCUUGUUCCAAAUAUCCAUUGGAUUGUGAUAGAGGAUGCAGAUGAAAAAUCAGAUCUAGUCACUAAUUUAAUUGCAGACUCUGGGCUGAAAGCUACACAUUUAGCAGCGAAAACUCCAUCAUUGGAGAAGCUUAAAGCAAAGGAUCCCAGAUGGAAACGUCACAGAGGUGUAGAACAAAGAAACAAAGGUCUCAAUUGGUUAAGAAAUAACUUAAAGAAUGGAAGAGACAAAGGUUUUGUAUAUUUUAUGGAUGAUGACAAUACUUAUAGCAUAAAAAUAUUUUCAGAGAUUAUGAAAAUUAAAAGGGUUGGUGUAUGGCCAGUAGGAUUAGUAGCAGGAUUGACAGUAGAAACUCCAAUCUUAAAUCCCGAGACAGGAAAAGUGAAAGGCUAUAGAAGCGGGUGGAAACCUAAUCGCCCAUUCGCUAUAGAUAUGGCCGGGUUCGCUAUAAAUCUAGACCUUAUACUUCAAAAACCGGAAGCCAGCUUUUCUUACAAGAUGGAAAAGGGUUACCAGGAAACCGAAUUUUUAAGUUUCUUCACUACGAAAGAAGGGCUCGAACCUCUAGCAAAUAAUUGUUCUAAAAUUUAUGUGUGGCAUACAAGGACAGAAAAACCGGUGGUUAGGGGUGAGGUUAAAGGUUUUGAAGUUUAG
Messenger RNA from Diabrotica balteata, 969 nucleotides. The record is from the annotation of a GenBank genome assembly. Lineage: Eukaryota; Metazoa; Arthropoda; Insecta; Coleoptera; Chrysomelidae.